UGUCUGCAAACGCGGAAACGCUUCAGCCAUGAAAACCGAAAAGAAACCCAACGAGCCCAGCUGUUGUCCACCUACCACGGUUGUCAAGGAUGAGCCUGACGCCGACCCUGUCAAAAUCAAAGAAGAAGGCACUGGUGGCAAUGACGACGCAACUGGAGAGGACACUUCCGAGUGUCCAAGAGAUUCUUGCUUGGAUCCAUCUAACGGCGAGGGUACAAUGCCUGGAGAGAAUCAGAAUACCAAUGGUAACCAGCCCAUUCUAAAUUCUGUCAAACAAGAGGGAGACCCUAACAAUCCCGAUGAUCUACCUGAUUAUAGUGGAAAUGUUAUUACAGCAGACAGCAUUCAACCACUUGUUAGUAAUGUUGUGGGCAAACCAAUGGGAACUAGUACAAGCAGUGGAGAGGGUCAAUACAUGCAACAACAGAGUCAAGUUUUUGUAUUUUCUACGGCACUGGCGAAUAAAGCUGCAGAGACAGUAUUAAGAGGCGAAUAUUCUUCUAUCAUCGCUUAUCACAGUGCGCAACCAGGCACUAAAAAAUAUUUGGAGAAACAUCCAAAUAAAGUAACUCAAUCAUUUCGACAAAAUCCUGCUCAAUGGUUAAAUAAUAUUGCUAUGAUGAAACAGAAAGGCCCUCAGGGAAAUGCGAAUAAUACUUUCCCGACUGAACAACCCCCGGAUUUACCAGCACUAGAUCCAAAUGCUCCACAAUUUUGGAACGAACAACCUAACUUGCGAAACUUAAACGGUGGAAACUCUCUUGGUAAUUCUGAACCAUCAUUGGAUGAUGGAAAUAUAGACGUGCCUUGCCUUGUGCCGAAUUCACCUGGUAAUUCAGCCAAUCCUCAACCUGUUAAUAAUGCUACUAUGGGCCACAGUCCAAAUUUAUUAGGUGGCACAACGAGCCCAGGUCCAGGAGGUUUACAACCAUCUCUUCAAGGUGUCAAAGUUCCAGACGAAAAUUUGACGCCGAAACAGAGGCAGCACAGAGAAGUCCAACUAGCGACCUUACGAAAAAUGCAAAUGAUGUUAUUUCCUGGUCCCAAGGAGGACCAACCUCCUGGCAAUACUUUAACAGAUACAACGCAAGGAACGACAGUGUCAUGUCCCUCCACGAAUGUUCCUCCUGUUGGUAUUCCAAAUCAGUGUUCUCCGUCUAUGGAUUGGCAUAAAUUGCAGCAUCAAUUUCUGGAUGGAAAAAAUAAGGCAACUGUUGGUAAUCCUGGUGCAGUACCAUUGCGCGGUACCAAUAUGGUUGGAGUACCACGAAGUCAAGGCCCGCCACCACCGUAUCAUCAAACAACUCGAUCCGCCAGCGUGCCGAUUGCGAUUCAAAGCCCGAAUCCGUCGUCGCCCAAUAACCCAACCAGUAAUCUGUCACUACCUUCACCACGCGCAAGUUCCGCUCUGAAUUCACCGGCGGACUGCAAUAGACAGUUUCAGCUUGGUAAUCAGAGAACCAGCCACUUACCGGGACAAAGUCCGACAAGUCAAGACUCUCCGAAUCCGACGGUUGCGACAGCAGCCGUGUCAACGACGCGAUUGAAUCACAGCAAUCCAGGAACACCAGUCUCUCAUUCCCAUAUUGCUGCCCUUAGUCCUAGUGGUACUACUGCUCAAAAGGAUGGUUCCCUCGAUUUUCCUUCUAAUCAACAACCAAACGUGGAUGGUAUGUUUUGCCGAACGCUACAAUCCUUAGCUCAACAAAAGCAGCAACAUGCUGGAAACGUUAAUCCCUCGGCCGUAAAAGAAGCAAAUCUGAUGCCAGUGCCGAGUCCUCAUCAACUUCAAUAUCUUAGCACGUUCGAAGGACAGGAAUUGACCAUUCAAAAACAACCUAAUACGAGUUUGAAAGAUGGCAAUUCAUCAACGAACACCGGUAAUUCUGCUGAGAUGCCCAAUAGAAUCUUGUCAGGAAGUCUAGAUAACAACAAUCAAUUCCCUACUAGAUCGGAGGGCGCGAGUCCUGUACAGAUGGACAGCAUGAAUCGAGGAUUCGCGGGUUCCCUGCAUAGUCCUCAUACGCCGCACACGCCGCAUACGCCGGGUAGCGCUGCGCCGCACACUCCAGCGGAUUCCGCGAAAACGGGCAACAAUAAGUCCAGUGCGAGCGCGCAAAGUAGUCCGACGCCACACAACACCAGUAUACCCGACAGUAUGGGUCCACCACGAACAGUACCGGCAUCGCCUACUAUGAAACCCGAUACAUCACCACCGUCCGCAAAAGAUGUUCAGCAGCAACAGCAGCAGCAACAACAAACGCAGUCGCAGCAACAACCGCAGCAACAACCUCCGCAACAACAGCAGCAACCUCCGCAACAGCAGGCUACGGUGGUAAAUCCGAACAAUUCUGGUAAUACGACAGUAUUAUCUUCACUGAGCGGCGGUCCCGCUAGUGCCGCUUCCUUUCCCUGCGGCAGGCCGUCCAUUAACGCGAGUCAACCAUCUGACAACGUUCCUCUCAAUCCUAACAACAUUGGCGGACGACUUGGCGGCUUAAACACUAUGGGUACGAAUUUCGAUCCUAUAACGUCUCUGGCGCAGAUGAGUCAGCAGCUCACGAACACAGCGGCGAGCAAUUCGUUGGGCAACGAGCCCAUGCAUUCCGGCAACGCUGCUGGCAUGAUGCCGUUUGGCAAUCCACAUACCGGCAUGCACAUGAUGCAGAUGGGCAGUGAAAUGAACGGUAGCUGUCAUAUGGGUGCACCUGGUGGAGAACCGGGCAACGAAGUCGGCGGAAUGUGCAUGGGUCUUGCGGGUCCUCCAACAAGUUACAGUCCUACCACUUCGCAUACAGGCAGUCCUGGCGUGGUUCCUAGUAAGAUGGGCCAUCCCGGCAUGAUGGGUGGUCAUGGGAUGAUGGGCGGCCACUCGGGUGUUGGUGCAGGCGGUGGUGCUUAUCCUGGAAGUGACCCUGGACACGCACCUCCGCCAAGACUGAUAACCGGUCAUGGAGUGGCAGGGCCUAGUCCUUACAAUGGCGCAAACGUCCAAGUAAAACCAAAUGCACCCAACACUAUACAGUACUUGCCAGCCAGGCCAAACGUUGGUCACGCGCCUCGAGGCCCACCCAGUUUGGAUUUUCUUCAGCGAUUUACUAAUCCGUUAUCUAAUCUGGAGUCGAAAAUGGGAGGGACGCCUUCUGUGAACCUUCAGUACUUCCCGAACGGUUGCAUGCCGAAUAGCAUGGGGGGUCCGCACAGCGGUAUGCCGUCCAAUAUGAAUGCCGCCGGAAUCCCUGGUAUGGGUGCCUCACCUAGAAUGGAUAGUCAAUCCAUGAACACUUCCGGCACUAUGCACCCGUCUAUGAGACCGGUUGGCAACAUGCGACCGCAACCGAAUUUGAUGCGGAUGCAGCAUAUGGUAGGUGGUGGCGUCUUCCCAGGCGGUUCAAUGGAUUCCGACAAAGUCUUCCCACCUGACAUGGUAUCGCAAAAUUUGCCGAACCAGCCGAAUCCAGGCAUGUACGGCGUAUCUGGCAACAAGGCUAGUCCGAUGGGAUUGGGACCACCGCCCGAUGCUACGCAGCCUCUACCGCCGAGCAUGGGUGGCGCGACAAGCAAUUUCAAAACCGGCCCAUUCGUCGGCAGCGGACCCAGCAUGUCCGAUCCAAAUUAUGCUCAACAGUUUCAUAACUUCCAGCAACAGCUUUACGCCACUGGUACCAGAGGCAGCGGACCGCCGCAUCCUAAUCUGCAUCCACCGCCGAAUUCGCAUUCGCAUCAACAAUUUUUCAUGCCGAAGUGAACGCUGCUCGGUAUUGAUCCAUAUCGUAAUAACGAUGAGAACGAGAAUGACGACGGGUACAAGGAUUUGACGGUGGCCUUUCAUCCCUCUUUCUCUCUCUCUCUCUCUCAAUAUCUCUUUUGCUCUCUUUCUAUCUAUCCAUCUAUCUUUAUCUCUAUCUUUCGUCUAUAAGCAGGGAUGUUUCUAUUAGUCACGCGAGAUGGUUCUGGAAGUGUAAACUGUGCUAGCCAUGUUGUAAAGGACAAAGAAAGAUCGGGCAUCGCUGAGUUACCUUCAAGAAUAAUCUUAACGACUGACGUGCGACGAAAAUUUGAAUUAACUCUGAUUUGUAUAUGAUGUUUAUAUUAUGCAAGACUGUUUUUCUCUUUAAUUUUUGGAUCGUAACACACCGAAUGUAGUAUUUUCAAAUUUAUUAUCUUGACAUCUUGGAAGUGUCGUUUUAAAAGCGAAAAUCUUCCGGAACUAUUUGUAAAUCCUAAAUGUUGAUGGAGACGCAUGAAUAUUCUGCUACACAUUCUUGUAAAUACUGAUGUACAAUCUGGUUUUUCGUUUCUUUUUCUUUUUAUAGAAGUCGUUAUUUCAGCAAUCGAGAAGCAUAUUGCUAGAUUAUAAGAAAUAUGUUACUACAGCUCGAGUGUAAAAAAAUGAGUAAGAAAAGUGAGAUUUUCUUUUUGCGCUUUGUUCAUAAUGGUUGUUCGGGGUAAAAUGUGUGAAAGUGCAUGGUACAAUGAAUAAGAGGAUUCUGGUACAUUGGUGCCGUAAUUCAUCCUUCCUUUAUCACUAAAAUACUUAAACACAGUCAAACCAGCUCAAAUUUAUUAUUGUACAUAUAUACCAUAUACAUAUUAUACAUAUUAUAUAUAUUAUAUAUAUAUUAUAUAUACCUGUUGCAACAUAAUCCUUCAAUAUCGCCCGUCCUCAAUGCUCCUCAUCAAUCCUUCCUAUGACCAACUCUGUGCAUAAUCAUGACUUUCUCCUUCUCCCUUCCCCAAUCCUACCCGUAGUUUACAAUAUAAGAAAAAAAUUAAUUGAACUAAGAACAAUUAUGUUGUUGAUGAAUGAUUUUUAUUAUAAAUGAAAAAUAAAGAUAUUUACAAGAA
This is a messenger RNA of Monomorium pharaonis (pharaoh ant), 4848 nucleotides long. It is a transcript of the gene lgs, whose product is annotated as protein BCL9 homolog. The transcript has 7 exons. Bases 29 to 3748 code for a protein of 1239 amino acids. The record is from RefSeq and is a predicted model, not a curated record. Lineage: Eukaryota; Metazoa; Arthropoda; Insecta; Hymenoptera; Formicidae.